UCAAAGGAAGAAGAACAUUGUAGUUUUCCCAUCAUGCAUUGCUGAUAGUCACAUACAAAAUGGCAGCUGUGUGGUCAGUUAACAUCGUUCUUUCAAUAUUAUUGGCCAUUAAUUUAUUAACUGCUCAGUUUGCGAGCUGUAACACUGGUAGAAGGACAGAUGGGCUUGACACCGACACGGGUUUCUCUAUAACUCUAGAGCAUUCAUUUGAACUAGAUGAUUCUCCUCGGUUCAGAGAGCGGGGCGUUCUGAGCCUGAAGGGGGGCAGGGAGAGCACACCCUCUCUCGCGCAAGUCCAGCUCACAGAGGAGGACAGAAACAUGCUCAAGGAGGUGGCAGCAGUGGACGGGCUGUAUCGCAUCAGAGUGCCCAGGCUGUCACUGCAGACAGACAGGCAGACGGAUCGGCCGAGCGACAGCUACCUCUCUGCCUUUGUUCGGGCGUGCUCAAUGGUGGAGUCCCACCUGAGUGAUGUCAUCACGCUCCACACCGAUGUCACCGGUUACCUCAUCGGGGUCUCCAUCGUGACGAUCCCGGGGGCGUGCCACGGGGCGGAGGUCGAGGACGAAGUUGACCUGGAAGCAUUCAACACCACGCUGAGCAUCAUGGGACCCGUCAACGCCCCCGCGCCCGAGACGGCCCUGUUUAUUGAGCGCUUGGAGCAGGAGAUUGAGAGGAAGGGCAAGAACCCUCAGGAGCAGAAAUCUUUUUUCGCCAAAUACUGGUAUUUGAUUCUGGGAGGCGCAGUGUUCCUCAUGGCCACCAGUUCGGCACAGCCCCCUGCAGGGGGAGACAGAGAGCAGAACUGAUUACCAUUUAUCCCAAUGGAUGUAUAUCGUGCCUCUGGUUCUCUUCCUGAUGAUGUCGGGAGCUCAGGAUCAGACAGGAGGCGGGGCCGGAGGCGGAGCAGCCAAUGGCGGAGGUCGAUAAAAGUUUUGGAAAACCCCAACCCAACAAUAUUAGUUCAGGGCCCAGACAGCAUCCGGUUGUACAUAGUGAGAUCACGGAACGUUGCACAAUUGAACUGAGUCAAAACACGCUAAUAAAAUGCUAAUGAAAUGAAUUCACACGGGCUGAUUUUAAAUUUUUGGACUGCCAAGUUAAAAAUAAAAUGUCUCAAAUAAAAUAUUUAUUAAAAUCUUAA
This is a messenger RNA of Conger conger (European conger), 1144 nucleotides long. RefSeq names its product ER membrane protein complex subunit 10 (gene emc10). The record is from RefSeq and is a predicted model, not a curated record. Gene Ontology annotation, cellular component: EMC complex. Bases 60 to 809 code for a protein of 249 amino acids. The transcript is spliced from 8 exons. Lineage: Eukaryota; Metazoa; Chordata; Actinopteri; Anguilliformes; Congridae.